GUUGAGAGCUAGGAGUGUUAGCUAGCAGUGUUAGCAUGGUAGAGGAGCGGUAACUGGAAGGUCGACAGUGAGGACGGCCACAUAUUCGUCUUUGUUUUGCUGUUGUGUCCCAUUGCAAUACAGAAGUACCUUCAUCAAGAGGUCACGAAGAUAACUUUGCCCGCUAGAUAAUCGAGCUAGUGUGUUUUUGUUUUCUGAACGAUUUUAAUAUCAUGGCUGCACUCAGAGCUUCAUACCACAGGAUCUUGGACAGGAUCGAGCACAUACUGCCAGCCAAACUGAGACCUAUUUACAAUCACCCUGCAGGUCCAAAAACAGUUUUCUUCUGGGCCCCGAUGUUUAAAUGGGGUUUGGUUCUUGCUGGUUUGGCCGAUAUGACAAGACCUGCAGAUAAAUUAAGCACUUCUCAAUCAGCAGUACUUACAGCCACAGGUUUGAUCUGGUCCAGAUAUUCUUUGGUGAUUAUCCCAAAAAACUGGAAUCUCUUUGCAGUCAACUUUUUUGUUGGCAGUGCAGGUGUUUCUCAGCUGUACAGGAUUUGGAGGUAUGAACAAGAUAAGAAGGCAGAGGCAAAGGUGGCUGAAGAGUCCUAAAUGCAACCGACUACGGACUAAAAUGGAGAUGAUACAAUGGGCCCUUAAUCAGCUCCCACUUUUCAAUACUUCUACAUUCACGUCACUAACAUCCAUGCCAUGAUUGUGUUUCACCACACUGCGCCCGUUUUCCCUGACGGAAAUGUAGUGUUGAGUUUCCUCAGGGUGAAAUAAAAGGGACAUUUUAACAGUCAA
Molecule: messenger RNA, 788 nt
Organism: Periophthalmus magnuspinnatus
Lineage: Eukaryota; Metazoa; Chordata; Actinopteri; Gobiiformes; Gobiidae
Gene: mpc2b
Product: mitochondrial pyruvate carrier 2b
Exons: 5
Coding region: 213-593 (126 amino acids)
Biological process (GO): pyruvate import into mitochondria
Cellular component (GO): mitochondrial inner membrane
Molecular function (GO): pyruvate transmembrane transporter activity
Source: RefSeq, a predicted model, not a curated record